Messenger RNA from Prorocentrum cordatum, 348 nucleotides. The record is from the annotation of a GenBank genome assembly. NCBI's taxonomy places the organism in Eukaryota, Dinophyceae, Prorocentrales, Prorocentraceae.
AUGCGCAGAGCACGGGGCACCGAGGCCCGACUCCGAGGCAGGGGGCCUGCGGGCGCGGCCGGGCACCCAGGGGCACAGAGGGAGGCGACGAGGACCGGAGCUUCGAGGGGGCUGCCCGCGGCCGGCCAACUUCGCGCGAGGGUGCUCCAGCGAGCAAGAAGGCCGCUGCAACAACGCCCGUGCCGCGCGGCCGUGCGCCCGGCCGCGCCCGCGCCCGCCGCCCCUUCGGCAGUCAGGGGGCCGAACGGCGAGGGGCGCGACAGCACCAAGGUGGAGCUGGCCUCCAAGGUACGGGCUGCAGGUGGGAAGGCCAGUGCGAGCCAUCUUGAGGAGGAAGCGAAUGAGGUG